Molecule: messenger RNA, 2238 nt
Organism: Asterias rubens (European starfish)
Lineage: Eukaryota; Metazoa; Echinodermata; Asteroidea; Forcipulatida; Asteriidae
Product: cytochrome P450 2U1-like
Exons: 6
Biological process (GO): xenobiotic metabolic process
Cellular component (GO): cytoplasm; intracellular membrane-bounded organelle
Molecular function (GO): iron ion binding; heme binding; oxidoreductase activity, acting on paired donors, with incorporation or reduction of molecular oxygen, reduced flavin or flavoprotein as one donor, and incorporation of one atom of oxygen
Source: RefSeq, a predicted model, not a curated record
UGGUCCAAGCAGUAUGGGGUAGUGUUUAGUGUACGACUUGGCCCUCAGCUCUUCGUAGUUCUGAAUGAUUUACGCAGCAUCAAGAAGGCCUUGCAUGAGCAAGCUGAUGUCUUCUCCGACAGACUGGUUGUAGAUUUUGCGAAACUACUGGGAGUGGAAGGCAGUGUCGUUUUUGAAAAUGGCACUGUUUGGAAGGAGCGUCGUCGGUUUGGUCUCGGGGCUCUGAGAAGCUUUGGUAUGGGCAAGAAAAGCAUCGAGCAUUCCAUCAACGAGGAAUCACGGUACCUCCUCGACGGCUUUGCUGACAAACAAGGAAAACCAUUCGAUGCCACACACCUCAUCAACAAUGCCGUCUCCAACAUCAUUUGUAAAAUUUGCUUCGGUUACAGGUUUGACUACUCCGACCCCAAGUUCGCUGAGCUUAUUGCUAUUCUCGGAGAGCAAUUGUCCGAUAGCUCGUCGCUGUUUGCUAACUUUAAGUCGGCUGCGUCUAAAGCUCGGACAAAACGAAAUGCCGAUUUCAUAAUUGAUUUUGUCCGUAAAAUAGUCCAGGACCACCAUCAAUCAUAUGAUGAAAAUGACAUCCGGGAUAUUAUUGACAUGGGAAUAGCCGAGGUCAAGCAGUCAAAGAGCAAGGAAAAACAUGGUGGUCGAAAUGAGAAGGAGAUCUUCAACGACGGUGCACUUAUUCGAAGUGUUAUAUUUUUAUUCAUCGCUGGUACCGAUACAACGACCCAAACUCUGCUUUGGACUUUGAUGUACAUGGCUCUACAUCCUGAUGUGCAAAAGAAGGUCCAGUCUGAAAUUGAUGAGGUCAUUGGAGGGAGUCGUCAACCACUAAUGACCGACAGUCCUAACAUGCCGUACACUAAUGCCGUUAUAAUGGAGAUGCAACGCAUGCGUCCUGUGGCACCUUUAGCUAUUCCCCGCAAAACUAGGGACGACACGACGCUGGACGGGUACACAAUUCCGUCAAACACGUGCGUGUUUGUCAACAUCUGGGCAGUACACCAUGAUCCUGCGACGUGGACAGAGCCAGAGAAAUACAACCCAGCCCGGUUCCUCUCUGCUGAUGGCAAGAGUGUCAUUCAACAUGGGUCACUCAUUACAUUUGGAACAGGUCGCCGUGCCUGCAUGGGAGAAAAUCUCGCUAAAUCCGAGCUCUUUAUUUUCUUUGUCAACAUCCUUCAACGAUUCACUGUUACCUUUCCAGAGGGUAAAGCGACCCCGUCACAGGAUGGAUCGGCUGGUGCUAUACUUGGCCCGAGACCAUACGAACUGUGUGGCACCAUCAGACGUACAUAAAUGUUUCAGAUUUGGAUCUGCGCUCUGUCAAUCAAGCCUCGAGCAGUCUGCUUAUUGCCGUGUAGAAUUUAUAUUUGUUAAUAUAUUUUUUUCUGUUUUCAUGAAGUUUUUUAAGUUGAUAUAAAGGUUUUCUUCGGCAAAUGAGCAGUCAAAUUCAUUUUCACGCGCUCGAAUUAAAGCUUUUUUGUCUCUCCAGCUGUAACUGCGUUUCAAAUUCAGAAUUCGGCCAUUCAAUUUCGGUUUGAGUCGAGUCACACACCUCAAAAAGCGUCUGCGAAUUUGAAUGCUGCUUGGAUGGAUUGGUAAAUCGAAUGAUUAUUUUGUUAAAUCGAAUGACGCAACAUUACAUUCGACUAAUCAUGAAACGAAAGCGAAUGACCCUUUUCUGUGGCAUUCGAUUUCGUGCGAAAUAGAAUUGUUUGGUGGUUAAAUUGGCUGCUCAUUUGCCGAAAUUGACGGAGAAAACUCUAUGUAGCACCGAGAAUGAUCAAUCUUUCAGAGACCGUUGCAUGGACUUAAGUAACAUUUUACCUCUUGUUGAGGUAAAAGACCACUCAGACUAUUUUUCUCAAACUAAACUCAUAUUCACAUUGGAUUGUGUUGUUUAAAUUAGUGUUUUAUUUUGUUUAACCCCUGUGUCAUGGUUUAAAAAUAUGCUCUUUUGGUAUACGUUUUAUAUUUGGCUUUAGAGGGUUUUUAAAUCCAUUCGUGUUGGGAUUAAGGGUUAUUUAUUGUUGUCACUGCCUUCUGUUUUUAUUGUGUUUAUGGGUGUUGAUUUUGCAAGGUUCUCGAUUGUUGGUGUUUUAAUGUUUUCUGUUAUGUGAUUUUUAUAGUGUUUGAAUUCAAUGUCCUUUUAAUAAACAUAUUGGCCUACUUAUAUUUUUAUCAUUGGUGGGGGUCUGGUUUUACACAUCUGAGAUGACAGUUUAUACU